AUGGCAACAAGAAAAAAGGAAAGAUGUCAUAAGACAGGGAAAUCGAACAAACCAGGUUUCCACUCCGCCGUGUCUGAUUUUUCCAAUGUGUGCGAUGGCCGUGCCGAUGGCCGUGCCGAUGUCCAUGGCGAUGACCAUGGCGAUGUCCAUGGCGAUGACCAUGGCAAUGGUGACAGGCGAGGAAACUCGGUCACUUCUCGAGUAAUAAAUAGUGCCAUAUUUUCAAACCAACUAAAGGAGAAGCAUGAAAAGGAACGAGGGGAAUUUCUGCAAAUUGCGAAAAAUGAAAAGAAGUGGGGGAAGGAAGAGUUUGUCCAACUUUCUAAAAUUACUGAUGGUGUGCAAAAUGGCUAUGUUAAAGAUACCCCAUGUAAAUUUAAGCCUAACAAAUGCAAAAAAAAAAUAAACGUAACAAAUGUGAAGGUACAUGAUAGCUCAAAUGACAAAGUCGAAAAAGAGAUUGACGUGACGGAGUUGUGGAGUUAUUUAAGUCACGUACACAACUCAGAGGGUAGCAGGCUGAGGUACAAAAUUGGCCAAAUAAUGGACACGCGAAAUGCAAAAGGUCAAUCAGAAAUGGAAAAUGGAAGGCAAGGGGACAACAAUCCAUCCAGAGGAAUCGACAAAGAAGAAAAAAUUAAUUAUGAGGAAUAUAAACACAUGGUAAAAUAUAUACUUCCUAGCAUGGGGGAGAACAAGAUAAAAUACUCCUGGUGUGUUUUGAAAAGCAAUUUAAAUUGCCAAGGAGAAGAAAUAAACUAUAAGGAUUUUUCCACAUUUAUUAAUCUCAAGGGGGGAAAUGACGAAAAUAGCUAUGUAAACAAAAUUGUGUGUAGCAAGUUAAAAAACAAAAUGCUAAAGUACAAUUUUAAUCCAGAGGAUGUGAAGCUAAAAACAAUUAACUACAUCGACAAUGUCAGGCUGAAAGCUUCGGAAUUUUCCAAACAGUUUAAGGAACUCAUAUCGCAGAGGGAGCUAGCUGAUUUGUUCAAAGGUAAAGACAAAAUAAAAAUUGACGACCUGGAAAAAUACGUCACAGAAAUAAUUGAAGAACGAGGAAAGGAUGUUCCUCAUUCAUCGAGUGGACAAUGCUGGAACAACAGUGAUUAUUCCUACCAAUCGGAGAAUAAAUCAAAAGGAGCAAAAAAACGAGAGGGAUUGACAGAAUUUAACAUGAAGGCUUAUAUAUCCACCCUGUUAACUAACAAAGACAACGAAGUGUGCGUGGAUCACUUCAUCAAAAAUUUAAACAUCGACUACGAAAUGUUGAAUAGCCAAAACAAAAGUAUAAAAGACGCAUACGAUUUCUACUCCAGAAAUAUCCCCCCCUCGGAAGUUGUAGGGGAGUUAUACGCGGAGGAAUUGAAGAAGGACGAAAUUAAAAGGGCAAAAUUUUUAAUAGAAGAAAUAGACUACUCGGUGAGGAACAAUUUCAAGUCAAAUUAUUUAGGCACAAAAAAGGAGAAUAAGAAAACGGAUUCGCAAGUUUCGUAUUUAUCCAUUUACGAAAUUUUUAAACAUCUAGACAUUGACAAAGAUAGUUACAUAACGAAGGAAGAUUUACGUAAAAGUUUCCAAAAGUUAAAAAUUAAGGAUAUCUCAAAUACCGAUGUUGACAUACUGCUAAAAUAUAUCGAUACGGAAAAAAAGGGAUUCAUCAAUGUGAAUGAUUUUCUGGCAAAUUAUCAACUUGAGGAAAAGUCUAUGCUCAAUUGGAUUAAAAAUACCAACAAGCCAUAUUUCGAAUUCGUUAAAAAUUUGCAGAGGGAGAGAUAUAACUCUGGCAGGGGUGCUCGUGAAAGAUCCUCCAGUGACCAUGUUAUUAACGACAGAAAUGCCAAUAUUGCAAAAAAAUACGACGACGUGGUUGCCAAUUACAACUUACAGCUGGACCCUUUUUGCCCCUCCUAUGUUAUAAGAGAGAGAAUACGGGACAACUUCAUGGCUAAGAAGGAAGACUUCUUAAACAAACACUUGAAUGCUACUAGAUUCCACUUAACGCAAUACAAAAAUACCAAUAACCUGGUCCAACCAAUUGAAAAUUCAGAUCUUUACAUGAGUGAAAAUUUGAGGUUUAAAACGACCUACAAUUACAGUUACAACAAGUCGUAA
Messenger RNA from Plasmodium knowlesi strain H, 2112 nucleotides. RefSeq names its product calcium-binding protein, putative. Bases 1 to 2112 code for a protein of 703 amino acids. The transcript has a single exon. Gene Ontology annotation, molecular function: calcium ion binding. The record is from RefSeq and is a predicted model, not a curated record. Lineage: Eukaryota; Apicomplexa; Aconoidasida; Haemosporida; Plasmodiidae.